Molecule: messenger RNA, 1347 nt
Organism: Aspergillus welwitschiae
Lineage: Eukaryota; Fungi; Ascomycota; Eurotiomycetes; Eurotiales; Aspergillaceae
Exons: 2
Coding region: 1-1347 (448 amino acids)
Source: RefSeq, a predicted model, not a curated record
AUGGACGAGCAGCGGUCACGGCCUCCGCCGGAAAAUCUAUAUACACAGGUGCCAAAAGACGCAUUGGGGAACAGCGAACGGCUUGGUGCAGUUACGACUGCAGCUGCGACCGCAGUGGAAGCCUUUGUAUCGGUUGCGGCCCCGGUCCGUCAGCAGCACGAGGACACCAGUGCCACUGAGCCUGUCGUGGAGCACCGAACGUCUUUAAACGUGCCUACUGAGUGUUCUCGCAUCUGGCCCUGCGAAGCGUGCCAGAGAAGCGGAAGUACUUGCGUUCCUCAGUCGGAUCGACAGAGUGUGGACCAUCGUACUAUGAUGUCUACCGAACCACGCACAGAGAAGUCGCCAGUCAGCAGUGUUUAUCCAGGCCAGCCUUCUAGUGAAACCUUAAGAACGUAUGAGGCUCACGCCAGCGCAUCCAUGGAGGAAUACCGAUGGAGCGUGUCCGAUAUGGGCCGCGCUUCAGAUGUCGCCAUCCCAAAAGACGGUGGUGCUGAACGUGGCUCAUCCAUUACGUGCCCUGCAGACGUUACUGCUCGUGGGGAAGGGAAUGAGAUCAGAGAUGAUGGUAACAGCACUCUCCCAUUCGACAUUGGCGAUAAUGUAGGCUGGGCGCCCUCAUCUAGCGCAAUCGCGCUCCCGGAUUCGUAUAUGCCCGCAGACAAUUCGAUGGGGGAUCCUACGGCAGAUCCAUGGCACUGGAUGCCGUGGGCUAUGGAACCACGCUCGUGGGAGACAUUGCCCGCAUCUUUCUGGGGUUGGACCUGGCCCCUGAUCGGUUCCGAGACCGACGGUUCCUUACAUCCGUCUAUUCCUGCAUCGCAGGCGGCAGGGUGGCCCUUUGGAGGCGAGGCUGAACAGCCUCAGCAGCCGAGCACAAGCGGCGUUAUGCCCUUCUGGGCAUACCACUCAAAAGAGCUGUACCCUCCAGGUCCCUCUUUUGAUGCACCGGACCCUAUACCCUCGUCCGAUGCACUCGGGCUCUCUUCUAUACUAGAAACUGCGCCACCGAGCUUUCCGAGAUUCCCUCAUGUGCAGCAUGUCGAGGAAGCCAGCCUGGCGCUCCCGACUAAGUCUCCAAUGCUAAUGCCUCCCUGGGAUCCAUUGGCGCCUGUUUCCGCAGCAUUGUCCAAGACGGACUUCCACCGCCACAGCUUGCAUCAACAACCAUCUGCCCCUGCCCCUGUGCGAAACCUCGAGUUGCUAGUACCCCCGUGGCUACAGAUUAUGAUGGAUUACCAGGGGACUGAAGUCAGCCCGUUCGAUAACGUCGGUGCCAACAGACAGGAGUCAUCGUGUAAUGUCACGGUGCCGGAAGACCAGGUCGAGCAUCAUCACUCGACCUAG